AUGGAGAAGCAUGGAGUCAGGUUAAGCACCCUCAGGGACUGCUUUGAGUUCCUGCAGUGGUUGCAUAGCGGGGGAGGAAAAAAGAUGCAAGACAAGGUGGCCAGAGAACUGGUGACGCGUUAUGGAAAUUCUUAUAAUCGUAUUUUGUUUACGGGCAAGCUGCCACCUGCUGUCUCCGAAUUCCUCGAACACGUGUCCACGUUCUAUAAGAAAUUAGUAGCUACACCAAUUGAGAAAAGUUAUGUCAAUCCGAGAGCAAACGAUGUCACCGAUGCGCUUCUGGAGUGCGUUCCCAAAUUCCUAGCCGCUUUGUAUUUUUUGCUCUACAAUGUGGAUUAUAAGUUCGAAGAAGUGGGAGGAGGGAAGUGGAGGUAUGAUAACCCUGGGUGGGAGACUACUUGGGUGAGAUAUCCGUGGCAGAAAGAGUAUGGAGGUGGGCUGCAGGAUUAUCUCAGGGCGUCCGGAUCUUAUCAGCUCGACGUUAUUCCAGGUGGAUUCGGCCCCGGAGAGGUGACGUAUGGUUAUGACUAUGGUUCUCGCUAUGGCUAUCCAUACGGUGAGGAUAUGACUAAGGACAUCGAAAAAAUGCUGGGCAAAAAUACCGACCACAAUUAUUUCCGGGACGUAUUUUUUACAACAGUCAUUUCUAAAUCCGGCUUACAGAAAUCGAACACUGCGAACGUUCUUGCUUUGGUGAAAACGUUUUGCGAAAUCGUAAUUUCGGUAAAGAGCCGCGAUGGUGUGCUAAAAACUGCAGUGCAGAAAAAAAAUACAUGUCUAGAUUGGGAAGAAUUAAAACAGCAUUGCAAAACUCUUGAGCAGCAACUUGGCAAGUUGUUCAAGAUCGAAGGCUUUUCCUUCACCGGCCAGGCGCGGCGUGUUGAUGAGCUUAACACAGAGACAUUUGCGGGGGAGACAGCGGAAUGGUUUAGAAAUAAUUUGCGCAUAGUUCAACAUAAUGUGAAACAAAUAAAUAAAAGUUUCCCAGUUGACGACACUCUAUAUUUGACUGCUCUUCGGCCUUUUGCAACCAAGAACAUAUUCCCCUACGGUUUUAUAUUUGGUAAAGGACAAUAUGGAACGAUGGGUGAGGCGUGGAAGACGUUGUCAGAUCAUUGGGACAGUGUCAUAGACAUGCUUGGCAGAGAAGAUGACGGUUUGGAUAAGUUAAAAAGAAUUCUGGAUGGUGAGCCGUGCCGUCCGCCGGAUCCGCCCCCAAAUCCCCGGCCACAGCCGGAGCCUGCGCCCAGGCCCCCGAGGCCUGCAAGACCUGUGCCUACACAAGGGGCUUCCAGAACUUCGGCUGGAAUGACAACCGGUGCAAGGCAUCUUGGGGGUUCGUUGUCUCGUGGGAGUCAGGCUUCUGGUGCCAGAGGAGUGGGAGGGAAUAACCGUAGAGGAGGGGGGCAAAACAGGGGAAGGGGAUCGGGGGCUCAGAGAGACAGAGGACGAGGCCCAGGGCCUCGAGGUGCUCCAGGUGCUAAGGGCGCACAGGGGAGCACAAGUACAGGGACUUCGGUGCUUAUUCAGUCUCAACCCUUACAACCUCAAAAUGAUCUCCAGUCUCAUCCUCAACAAGCACUUCCACCUACUGCCGCCAGUGAUCCUGGAGGCCCGGGCCCCGCUGGUAAGAUGACAGCUCACGGAGUCAAGUUAGACACCCUAAAGGACUGCCUCCGGUUCCUGGCGUGGUUGCAUGGUGACAGAGGGAUGCAGGGCCAGGUGAUUGAUGAACUGGCUGCCCGUAUCGAGAAAUAUUAUAACAAUUCCACUUUCAAGUUGCAGUUUAAAUUUUCCUUAGAAUCUUUCCUCCGCAACGUAUCAGAGCAUUAUGGCCAAAUAAGCAAGGAUAAAAACCCAGGGAAUUUCUCAAGUUACGAUAAAAAUAUAAUUACCGAAGCAUUUUCCGAGUGCCUCCCCAAGGUACACGCUGCGUUUUCCCUGUUACUGUUUCACGUUGAUUAUACAUAUACUCCUGUGGGCGGCGGGAAGUGGGCUUUGCUGGACACCACAACUGGUGGAUCACUGGGUAAUGCGAUUCAAACGUUCUUCACUGGCUUCAACGGUGUUAUUGACGGUGGAUUCAAACCUGAUGAGUUGCAAAAUGUGACGGGUCAAAAAUUGGCCGAAAAUUUAAACGCUGCGCUUAAAAGAAAUACGCUAACCCCGGACCUUUUUACGAGCGUUCUUUUCGACAAUUUAGUUGACAGCAGUUGGAGUAAUUUAGACACUGGAAACGUUUUGCUAUUACUGUGGGCAUUUUGUGAAUAUGUGGAGACCCACAAAGGUGACAGUAGUCUUAGAACAAAAUUGCAAGAGGAACUUAGAAGGAGAACGAUGUGUUUCGAUUGGAACAGAUUAGUGGAACAUUGCACCAAACUUAGAAUGAAAUUAUCAAAAUUAUUUGGAGAUAGUUCAAACGCAGAAUCUGGUGUUAAACCCUUCACCACCACUGGUAGGGCAUUUGAUCCAACUGCACUUAAGCCCGACGCAUUUGCCGAGACAUUCGAGAGGUGGUUUAAAACUCACUGGCAGCAGAUGACAGGAGCGUUGGAAACAAUUAAGGGGAGCGUAGAGGAUUUUGCUGAAAGCCCCGAAAGCUUCACCCCAGAAAACAUCUAUCCCUACGGCAUCGUGUUGAAUAAGGAUCACAAGAACAAGUGGGCAGGGGGAUUGACAAAUCUGUUCGGUGUUUUGGAAACGCUAGGUAACUCUGAUGACGGUGACUUGAAAACGCUUAAGGACAUUUUGAAUGGUUAUACGUGUCCAGCCCAACCACCACCCAAAAAGCCUGAGGUGCCGCCUGCCAAGGUCCCCGAAGCCCCCAAGGAGGUGGUGCCAGAAAAGAAAGUUCCCGUUCCAAAAAGACCCGAGGGAGCACAGAACCAGGGCAAGAAAGCGGAGAGUUCUCCAACUCCCAAUAAUGGCCAAAGUGAGGGAAGUUCUCCAACUUCACCAGGUGGAGAUGCUGUCUCACAUCCGCCUUCCGGUGAUCAAGGAGCUUCAGGCCCGCGAGGGCCUACGAUGUUUCCUCAGGUUCCAGGUUCACCAGUUCAAAAUACUGAUCAGACUCAACAGGCUCCACCUCAACCCCCGCCAGCUCCUCCCCCUCUUCCUGGAGCCGCUGGCUCCGAUGGCCAGCCAGGUGUAGGUCAGGGUUCAACGAGCGAUGUUACUUCAAGUAUACGGCCUGGUGUAUCUCAAGUCACUGCACAUACUCCGACUCCGGGUGUUCCAGGUCAAGGCUCUGGGCCAACUGGUGGUAAGGGGACUAGUCAUCCAGGUGGUGGAGGGGCUGGGCAAGACGCCGGCCUAGGCGGUGGUCAACAAAGUAAUCGAGACUCCACUCAACCAACAAAUAAAGGUACCGACCAUAAUCCAAGCAACGUCGCUACUCCGUCGAGUGCCCCGGUGCCUGGACAAGAGGAACAGGAACAAGAAAAAAUGAGACAAUGGUCAAAAAACGCCAUUCAAGGCACUCCGAUUGAUGAAAAUCAACAGUCGACCCAGUAUCCCUUGGUUAAUAUUGAUCCGCAUUCUUCACCUGUGGGUGGCGUCGCGCUGAUGCAAGACUCUCCACGGCAGCGAAGUAAAAUAAUAAGUUUGAUGCAACAUGGCAUCGAUCAUGCCAUUCAUCACGCAAAAGCAGAGCAGCGGUUAAAACAGGAAGAGGAUGAACUCAAAAAAGAAAUACAACAGAAAGAGAAGGAUGCAGAAGCCAAGUGGCAAGAAGAACAAAAAGAAGCAUUCCUUAUCGGUGUUCAAGAUGAUGUUUCGUUGACGGGCACACCUUUUGAAGAUGAGUUGCUAAAUCGGUUGCAAGACCAACGGGAACUUUGGUUUCAGCAAAAGGAUCAAAAGGACCUUAGUGAACAGAUGUCCAAGGAUAUUUCACUGGCAGCGCUGAUGGAUAGAGAAAAAAAGUUAAUUGAGAAAUUCCAGAAUGACGCAGAAAAAAAACAUUAUGACACCUUAAACCAAAGAAAUCAAGAUGCAUUGUUUGAUGAUCUCAAAAUGACCGUACCCACAUACACUCCCCAAGCUGCCAGACAUGGAUGUUAUAAUGGGCGGCAGAUUAAAAACGGAUAA
Messenger RNA from Babesia ovata, 4089 nucleotides. RefSeq names its product ribosome binding protein, putative. The transcript is spliced from 2 exons. Bases 1 to 4089 code for a protein of 1362 amino acids. NCBI's taxonomy places the organism in Eukaryota, Apicomplexa, Aconoidasida, Piroplasmida, Babesiidae. The record is from RefSeq and is a predicted model, not a curated record.